Lichtheimia ornata is the source of this 1323-nucleotide messenger RNA. RefSeq lists its product as uncharacterized. Gene Ontology annotation, molecular function: acyltransferase activity, transferring groups other than amino-acyl groups. The record is from RefSeq and is a predicted model, not a curated record. NCBI's taxonomy places the organism in Eukaryota, Fungi, Mucoromycota, Mucoromycetes, Mucorales, Lichtheimiaceae. Bases 1 to 1323 code for a protein of 440 amino acids. The transcript is spliced from 9 exons.
AUGGCUGCUGGUUUACGCAAAGUAUACGUUGUUGGUGUUGGCAUGUCCAAGUUCAUCAAGCCUCGUGGCGAGGUGGAUUAUCCUGAAUUCGGCCUUGAAGCUGCUGUCAAAGCAUUGAACGACGCCAAGUUGAAUUAUGAUCAAGUCGAAUACGCAACAUGCGGUUAUGUAUACGGCGACAGCACCUGUGGCCAGCGUGUCUUGUAUCAGCUUGGCAUGACUCAAAUCCCUGUCAUUAACGUCAACAACAACUGCUCUACUGGUUCCACUGCUUUAUUGCAAGCUCGUCUUGCUGUAGCAUCAGGUCUUGUUGACUGUGCAAUGGCUCUUGGCUUUGAGCGCAUGGCAAGAGGUUCUUUGACAAGUGCCUUCCAAGAUCGUACCAACCCCAUGGAUCACGUGUUCAGCGUGAUGGCUGGUGAACGUGGAUUUGAACCAAAGGCACCUGGUGCUGCUCAAAUCUUUGGCAAUGCUGGUAUCGGCUAUAUGGAAAAGUAUGGUGCCACGGAGGAGCAUAUGGCCAAGAUUGCCGAAAAGAACCAUCGCCACAGCUCUCUCAACCCCUACUCGCAAUUCCGUGAUGUUUACACCCUUGAUCAAAUCAAGCAAUCCCCCAAGAUUUAUGGCCCCUUGACCAAGUUGCAAUGCUGCCCAACGAGUGACGGUGCCGGUUGUGCCAUUGUUGCAUCUGAAGAGUUUGUCAAAAAGCACAACUUGUGGGAUCAAGCUGUUGAAAUUUGUGCUCAAGUCAUGGCAACCGAUUCUCCACGCAUGUUGACGACCGAUGCUAUCGAGUGGGCUGGUGCUGACAUGACACGUCGUGCUGCUACUGAAGCCUAUGCUAAGGCUGGCAUUACCCCUAAUGAUGUUCAAGUCAUUGAACUCCAUGAUUGUUUCUCAGCCAACGAGCUUCUUACCUAUGAUGCCCUUGGCCUUACUCCCCCUGGCAAAGCACACACUUUGAUUGAUUCCGGUGACAACACCUAUGGUGGAAAAUACGUUGUGAAUCCCUCUGGUGGAUUGAUCUCCAAGGGCCAUCCAUUGGGUGCCACUGGUUUGGCUCAAUGUACAGAGUUGACAUGGCAACUCCGAGGAUGGACCGGUGAUCGUCAGGUACCCAAUGUCAAAUAUGCCCUCCAACACAACGUUGGCUUGGGCGGUGCCGUUGUUAUUACCAUCUACAAGAAGGCCAAUGCUAACAAGUGUGCACCCCAUGUUGGUUACAACCCUGCUGUUGAAGCCAAACCUAUCUCGCAAGAGGAUUAUGACAAGGCUUGUUCCAAGACCAACAACCGAUCAUCUUUGCUUGAAGCCAAGCUCUAA